UGGGUGAGAGCUGUAUGAAUGUGACUUACACCCAUCAGAGUAUCUGUGCUUUGAAAGGGUCAACAGUGGACAUAUCGUGCUUUUACACACAUCCCAGGUGGCAUAACGUCACAGAAGUGUCCUGGUUCAACAAAUGGGAGACUGGUGUCACUAAAGACCUGAGCCUGAACCCAGAGUAUGCAGAUCGUGUGGAAUACCAUCGACAAACAGAAAAGGACUCCACCCUGAGAAUCACAGACCUGAGAGAGAGUGACUCAACUGAGUACAAGUUCAGAUUUACAACUGAUGAGGCAAGAUGGGGGUACAGCUUCCCUGGAACAACUCUGACUGUCACAGGUUCUCAGGUGGAGGUGACUCCUAAAUGGAGAUCAGAGUCGAAGACACUGUCCUGUAUCACCACCUGUACUCUGAGUAACCCCAACCCCAUCUAUAUCUGGUACAAGAACGGACAACAUCUAGAUGAGAGCACCUCCCCCCAGUACAAAGACCCAGUCUCCAGUAACUAUGACGAUAGUUACUCCUGUGCUGUAAAAGGCCAUGAGGAUCUCCACUCUCCUGCAGUGUUCAGGGUCAGAGCUGCAGCAGAGUGA
Molecule: messenger RNA, 590 nt
Organism: Oncorhynchus keta (chum salmon)
Lineage: Eukaryota; Metazoa; Chordata; Actinopteri; Salmoniformes; Salmonidae
Product: sialic acid-binding Ig-like lectin 12
Exons: 3
Coding region: 15-590 (191 amino acids)
Source: RefSeq, a predicted model, not a curated record